AUGAGAAAAAUUAUUUAUUAAAAACAAUAAUAAUCACAACAAGGAAUAUCAAACAAAGAAACAAGAUCUAUUUCAUCUGUGCAUUCUCGAGGAAUCAGCCAAUCUAAUUACAUUUUAACUUCUAGGCAAACUCCAUCAAAAUAUGUUAUUAAAAAACUUCAACCAAAACCUGAUGUUCCAAGUCUAAAAAUCAUUAAAAAUUAAACACAUAGCUAGUUAAAGCAUGAUAAUAUAAGCAUUCAAGAUGGAUAUAGUCCUGGAAUUUACUCUUAAAGAACCUCAAGUCAAUAUUAACAAAAUCUUAAUAGUUAUAUGUCCUCAAAAAGAUCAAUAUAUAAAUCAUGUAUUUAUUCAUUUAUACAAUCAUUAGAAUUAAAAUAAAACUAUGAAUCUUAAGUUUCAAUUUAUAAUAAAGCAUUAAAUUAGAUGAUUUAUAGAAAUGAUCAAAAAGAACUUAUGGAUUUUGAUAAUAGAUAUUAUAGAUGUGCAAGAUAGAGAAGAUUGAGGGAAAUCAUUUAGUUUUUAUUAAAAAAAUCUAAAGAAUUGUAAAUUUCCUUACAAGAUCUUAUUGAUAAUAAAAUUACAUAAAAUAAACCUUAUUAAUAAUAAGGAUCUUUUGCAUUUUUAUUUUAUGUAAAAAAGGGAGUAACAGAUAAAGUAGAAGAGAUGCUAGGUGUAAAUCCAUUGUAUGUACAUGAUUUUGAUGAAAAAAACAUGACAGCAUUACAUAUAGCAACUAAGAAAUAAUCAUAUAUUAUGAUUAAAAUAUUACUAUCAUAUGGUGCCAAUAUUUUAAGCAAAGAUUUAAAUGGAGAGUCUGCUCUAUCAAAUGCAAUUAAAUCAAAUCUCUAAGAUAUUGUUAAAGUAAACAUUCACUUUUAUAAUAAUUUUAGCUUUUUUUAUCUAUUUAAUGUCCAAAUGACAUUGAGUAUCUAAAUUACUCAAAAAUGGCCAAAAAUAAAUAAAUUAAAUAUUUACUAAAAAAUGCAAAGCUUUAAGAAUUAGGAAAUAGAUGCACAAAAUUAAAUUAAUUUAGUUUAAUUAAUAAUAAUUAUAUAUCAAAUCAUUGA
Paramecium pentaurelia is the source of this 1070-nucleotide messenger RNA. Lineage: Eukaryota; Ciliophora; Oligohymenophorea; Peniculida; Parameciidae. The record is from the annotation of a GenBank genome assembly.